This is a messenger RNA of Caenorhabditis bovis, 420 nucleotides long. NCBI's taxonomy places the organism in Eukaryota, Metazoa, Nematoda, Chromadorea, Rhabditida, Rhabditidae. The record is from the annotation of a GenBank genome assembly.
AUGAACACCACAACUGAAGAUGAUGUCACCCUCAUCCUCGACCCACAUGAAAAAGUGCCAGCUGGUUACACUGUCGAUACUGAGCAAGUUCGGCAUGUCAUUGACACCAUUAUGCUCAUUAUUGUUCUAGUCGUCUUAUUUUUCCUUAUUCUACACUUUUUCAUUCGUCUUCAUUACAAGGCGAAAACGGAAUACGAGCUCAACGAGCUUCGCCACAUGUUUCACAACUCGAAUAAAGGACCUUCGCCAUUCGCAGUGCCUCGAUUUGAUCCUUCAAAGAAGGUUGAAGAAGUGCCGCCAAUCCAAUACGCCAUUCAAAUGACACCCGAGCAAUUCGAGCCCGUCCUUCAUCAUAUUGCCCUUGGAAAUCCUCCGAACACUCGAGAGGUCAACAAGGCUGUUAAAUUUGUUGCCGCCUAA